This is a messenger RNA of Micropterus dolomieu (smallmouth bass), 1442 nucleotides long. RefSeq names its product cyclin C (gene ccnc). Gene Ontology annotation, cellular component: mediator complex; nucleus. Gene Ontology annotation, molecular function: cyclin-dependent protein serine/threonine kinase regulator activity. The coding region runs from base 130 to 981 and encodes 283 amino acids. The transcript has 12 exons. The record is from RefSeq and is a predicted model, not a curated record. Gene Ontology annotation, biological process: positive regulation of transcription by RNA polymerase II. NCBI's taxonomy places the organism in Eukaryota, Metazoa, Chordata, Actinopteri, Centrarchiformes, Centrarchidae.
UUAAAUUGCCUAUCCUUCGCCGGAAGGGUUUCCAUGUUACUCCAGUGUCUACUUUGGCUGUGCUGUCCACUUCUUUGUAGGAAAGUAAAAUCAGUUUAAAGUGUGCUUCUCUACCUCAGCUGCUACGACAUGGCGGGAAACUUCUGGCAAAGUUCUCAUUAUCUGCAGUGGGUUCUGGACAAGCAGGACCUGAUGAAAGAGCGCCAGAAGGAUCUGAAAUUUCUUUCAGAAGAGGAGUACUGGAAGCUGCAGAUUUUCUUUGCGAAUGUGAUCCAGGCUCUGGGAGAACACCUGAAGCUGCGACAGCAGGUCAUUGCAACUGCAACUGUCUACUUCAAACGCUUCUAUGCCAGGUAUUCCCUGAAAAGUAUAGAUCCGGUGCUCAUGGCUCCAACCUGUGUUUUCCUGGCUUCUAAAGUUGAGGAAUUUGGAGUUGUGUCCAAUACCAGGCUGAUCUCUGCAGCAACAUCUGUGUUGAAAACAAGAUUUUCCUAUGCCUUUCCAAAGGAGUUCCCUUACAGAAUGAAUCAUAUAUUAGAAUGUGAAUUUUACCUUCUGGAGUUGAUGGACUGCUGUCUGAUUGUGUACCACCCCUACAGACCACUGUUGCAGUAUGUGCAGGAUAUGGGGCAGGAGGACAUGCUGCUGCCCUUGGCCUGGCGAAUAGUGAAUGACACAUACAGGACAGAUCUGUGUCUCCUCUACCCUCCCUUCAUGAUUGCCUUGGCCUGCCUGCAUGUCGCCUGCGUGGUGCAGCAGAAGGAUGCCAGGCAGUGGUUUGCUGAGCUCUCUGUUGACAUGGACAAAAUCCUGGAGAUUAUCCGCGUCAUUCUGAAGCUGUACGACCAGUGGAAAAACUUUGAUGACAGGAAGGAGAUAGCUGCCGUGCUAAACAAGAUGCCUAAGCCCAAACCUCCUCCUAACAGUGAGAGUGACCAGAGCUCCAAUGGGAACCAAAGCAACUCCUACAGCCAGUCUUAGCGUGCACAGCGUUUAUAUUUCCAUGGAUAUCGAUAAUGUUGAUGUAGAGAGGGGUGGAUCUUUUUUUUUUUAAAAUGUCAAACCGCAAGACCUACGAGGUGUCAGCUGGCAAAAUCACAUUUCAGCCGACUGAGAUACAGACACCCCCAACAAAUUCUUGAGAGCCAUGUCUUCACUUUUCCCCCAUCUCUGAUCACUAUGGGUUUAUGGAUUGAGCGAGCAGCCACUGAAAUGCCUGCAGCAAAGAGCCGAUCAGUUUUGUCGUCUCAAUGAGGCUUCUACUCUGCUCCAGACUUCGAAUGAACAAAAACUGAGAAACAUUUGGCAGGAGAUCAGAUGUGGUGGUUCAGUAGAAACCUGUUUAAAUGUCAUUGUGAUGAUCCUGACAUCCUUGAAUAGCCCAGAGGAGAGAGUCCUUUCAUGUGGAGCUCCAUGGGAUUCGAGAAAACUUGAUCACAAGG